AUGAGCAGACAAGUGUGUAAGACACCAGGUCGGGGGAGCCAGGGCUUCUCUAGCUGGUCAGCUGUGGAGUUUGGCAGCAUUAGGAAGAACUAUACAGCUGGCUCUGGGGCAGCUAGUGUAAGGGCUUAUGGGAUCCGGAGCGGAGCACCUGCCUUUGGUAGUAGAAUCCUCUACGGCCUAGGUGGCAACAGGAAUCUCUCUAUUAGUGUGGCAGCUGGUGGCUCCCAGGCUGGUGGCUUUGGUGGAGUUCCAGAAAGCUAUGGCGCUGGCGCUGGGAAUGGCUUUGGUGGUGGCAGAGGAAUGGGAGGUGGCCUUGGGAGACCUGGUGUCUUUGGACCGGCUGGUGUCUUUGCGAGGCCUGGAAUCUUUGGCCCUGGGGGAAUCCAGGAAGUGACCAUCAGCAAGAGCCUCCUGCAGCCCCUCAAUGUGGAGACCGACCCCCAGGCUGUGGAAAUGAAGGUCCAAGAGUACCAAGUGAUCAAGGCCCUCAAUGACAGGCUCACCUCCUUCCUUGACAAGGUACGUUUCUUGGAACAACAUAACAAGGCCCUGGAGACCCCGUGGGAGCUCCUCCAGCAGCAGGGUCCCAGCUCCAUCACUAGCACCAGCAGCCUCGACUCUCAUUUUGAGAGCUUCAUCCGCUCUCUGCGCCGUGACUUGGAUGACAUCGCUUUGGAGAGAGGCCACCUGGGUUCAGCGCUGAGGGACGUGCAGAGCACGGUGGCAGACUACACCAAGAAAUAUGAGGAUGAAAUGAACCAACGAAAGGCUGCUGAGAAGGAGUUGGUGACUCUGAAGGAGAAUGUGGACUCUGCUCACCAGGCCAAGAUGAAGCUUCAGGCCAAUGUGUAUACUCUGAUAAAAGAAAUCAACUUCCUGAGGGAUCUCUUUGAGGAACCAUCCCAGUCCCAGGACCCUGUCAAUGACACAUCUGUGGUCCUCUCCAUGGACAACAACCGCAGCCCAGACAUGCACAGCAUCAUUUCUGGCAUCCGUACCCAGUUUGAAGAGAUAGCUCAGAGGGACAAGGUGGAGGCUGAGUUGCUGUACCAGACCAAGUUGGGGGAGCUCCAGACCACAGCUGGCAGACAUGCAAAUGACCUGAGGAGCAUCAAGGGCCAGAUGACAGACAUCAACAGGAUUAUCCAGAGGUUGCAGGCAGAGGUGGAGAACGCCAAGUAUCAGAACGAAAAGCUGAAUAAUUCCCUCACAAAAGCUAAGCAGCAUGGUGAGACAGCCAUCAGGGAUGCCAAUACCAAGCUUCAAGACUCACAGGCUGCCCUGAAGAAGGGCAAAGAUGACCUGGCUGGGCUGCAGAGAGGCUACAAUGAACUGUUGGAUAUCACACAAAACUCGGCUAGGGAGAUUGCUGCCUACCGCCAGCUGCUGGAGGGUGCCGAGUACAGGAUGUCCGGAGAGUACCAGAGUGCUGUCAGCAUCUCUGUGGUCAACAACAACAGCAGCAGCAGCAGCAGCAGCAGCAGCGCCUUGGCCUUGUCAAGUCGUUAUGGAAGUGGCUUUGGCGCUGGACAUGGCACAGGAAGUGACGUUCGCCUGGCAAGCAGCAGUGGCAGCAGAUUUGGCAGCAGGUUUGGUGGCAGUGGCUUUAGUGGUGGCAGCAGCUUUGGCCGUGGCUCCAGGGGCAGUCUUGGCGUCCGUGGUGGAGGCGUCAGCUCAAGCAACAGUGGAGGUGGCUGUGCCAGCCUCUCUCAGUCCUCCAGGCUCUACUGUAAAUAAAGAGCUUGCCAACAUCCCGGCCACCCCAGAACCUCUCUUCAUCUGCUCCCCCCACAAAUCUCAAGAGGGCAGUUUCCUGGGGCUGGAAGGCUAGCAGCCUUCGGCUCUUCCAUCAGAUCCCUGGUGGAGCCCAUGUGAAGAUUACAAGUGUUCGUCUCCCUGGAGCCAGCCUGUGCCUAUGAUUGUC
This is a messenger RNA of Peromyscus leucopus (white-footed mouse), 1924 nucleotides long. RefSeq names its product keratin, type II cytoskeletal 3-like. NCBI's taxonomy places the organism in Eukaryota, Metazoa, Chordata, Mammalia, Rodentia, Cricetidae. Gene Ontology annotation, molecular function: structural constituent of skin epidermis. The record is from RefSeq and is a predicted model, not a curated record. The transcript has 9 exons. Gene Ontology annotation, biological process: intermediate filament organization; keratinization. Gene Ontology annotation, cellular component: keratin filament. The coding region runs from base 1 to 1737 and encodes 578 amino acids.